Messenger RNA from Telopea speciosissima, 1512 nucleotides. Its product is annotated as carboxypeptidase SOL1. The record is from RefSeq and is a predicted model, not a curated record. Gene Ontology annotation, biological process: proteolysis. The transcript has 15 exons. NCBI's taxonomy places the organism in Eukaryota, Viridiplantae, Streptophyta, Magnoliopsida, Proteales, Proteaceae. Gene Ontology annotation, molecular function: zinc ion binding; metallocarboxypeptidase activity. The coding region runs from base 1 to 1479 and encodes 492 amino acids.
AUGGAUUUCUCCUACGCUUCUUCUUUCUCCCUCAUCUUUCUCGCCUUCUGCUUUUCUUCUUUGUCCACAACUGCAACAGCCAGAGGCGGAGAACGUAGCUCGGAUUUCUCAGGAUAUUUGGAUCACAAUCUUGCUUAUUCUACUCGGAAGUUGUCUGAAGACAAACAGUCUGCAACCGGGGUUGAUGUAGCUCGCGGAUAUAUGACUAAUGUUGAACUAGAGAAAGCUGUAGAACAGUUUGGUCGAAGAUGUAGUCAUAUUUCGAGGUUCUACAGUAUUGGGAAGAGUGUGGAGGGAGUUCCACUGUGGGUGAUGGAAAUAUCUGACAAGCCAGGGCAGCAAGAGGCAGAACCUGCCUUCAAGUUCAUUGGAAACGUGCAUGGAGAUGAACCUGUUGGCCGUGAGCUACUAUUACUUCUAGCAAAUUGGUUGUGCGAUAAUUAUAUGAAGAACCCUUUGGCCACAUUGAUUAUAAAAAAUGUUCACCUUCAUAUACUUCCGACAAUGAAUCCUGAUGGUUUUUCACUUAGGAGGCGUGGUAAUGCAAACGAUGUUGAUCUAAAUCGAGAUUUUCCAGAUCAAUUUUUUCCUUUAAAUGAUGAUUUGGACUCUCGCCAACCUGAGACAAAAGCCAUUAUGAGUUGGUUGAAAGAGAGGCGUUUCACAGGCUCUGCCAGUUUGCAUGGGGGUGCACUGGUUGCAAAUUAUCCAUGGGAUGGGUCCCAAGAUAAACGGAAACAGUACUAUGCGUGUCCUGAUGACAAAGCAUUUCGGUAUAUGGCAAGUGUGUACAGUCGCUCCCACUUCAACAUGUCACUGAGCAAGGAAUUUGAUGGAGGGAUAACAAAUGGAGCAUUUUGGUACCCUAUAUAUGGUGGUAUGCAAGAUUGGAACUAUAUACACGCAGGCUGUUUUGAAUUGACCUUGGAGAUUAGUGAUGUCAAAUGGCCAAAUGCGGAUGAGCUUCCUGUUCUUUGGGAGUUUAACAGAAUGAGUAUGCUGAAUCUAGUUGCAAGUUUUGUUAAGACAGGAAUACAUGGAAAGACCUUUUCUUCAGAUAAUGGACAACCUUUGCCUGCUUCUAUCACAAUCAAGGGAAUAAAUUACACGGUGAAAGCUGAUGGAUCAUUUGGUGAUUACCACCGCAUGCUUGCUCCAGGCGAGAGCUAUGAAGUUAUGGUUACAAUGCCUGGUUACCAAUCAAAGAGCACGCAUAUCUUACUGGAAGAUGAAGCCAUGAGCGUGGAUUUUGUUCUGGAUCCAGAAGAUGAUCUACAGAUGCAUCUGCAACCAAGAAGCAGUUGCAACGAUAAUCACAAACUUGAACUGUUGAAGAUUUUUGGAAAGAUCCACCUGGAAAUUCCUCUUGUUGCUGCUUUUAUCUUGGCAUUCCUGUGCUUUUUGUUGAAAAGGAAACCAAUUGUUAACCUCUUAAAAAAUAGACAAUUAGCAGGUCAAAAGAGGCCAGCUGCUGUAUGAGUCUUAACAUUUUAUCAGUUAAUUUUGUAUGUU